AUGCCGGGAGCCAUACGGAUCCGAGAUGCCCUAACUUCAGUCGAACAAGCGCCCAGCACAUUCUCCAGUUGGGAUAAAUGCAUGCAAAAGUCUUAUUGCAAAUGGCCAGCGAUUGUCGGGAUCAUUAUCGGAGCCGUCAUCAUCUUCUCCCUCCUGUGGUGUCUGAUCCGAUGUCUCUGCUGCGGUGUGUCGUGCUGCUGUGACUGCAUGUCAUGCUGCACCUCAUGCUGUCCGAGCGGCAGAGGCGGCGGCCGUCGGCACAACAGACGCGACUCAUAUCAACCGGCGCCAUACGCACCUCCAUUCCCACCCACUGGAUACCAAUCCGCGCCGCCUGCGCCAAGCUACCAACCGCAGCAAUUCGCUCAAUUUCCUAUUAAUUCCCGUGGCGGUGCUGGGGCCGGCAAAACUCCCACCGCUGUUGUCAACGAAGAUGCGCUCCCUGCGAUGCCGACGUGGGGAACGGCGCGCACUCGCCACGAAGAAGACCAUGCCCCAAAUAACGAUUCGGCAGUUGAGCUGGGCCACUUGAAUCCCGCGAGGGCUACCAGACCUCUCCAGGAGGCCGGAAUGGGAGCCAGAAGCCCAGGAAUCUCAAACGCAGCAGCCGCAGCCGCAGCAGGACAAACAUCCCCUAUGCUUCCGCGGCAGAACUCAUACCCGCGCGCGCAAUUUACGCCACAAAGCAACGGUCUUACGCCCGUGAGUCCUCAGAGCCCGCCAAUGGUUCCGACACCGCAUGCACAGGGUUUUGUCGAAGCGGAUUCGAACACCGUUGCUGCGCCUUACUCGCAAUAUCAACCCUACGGCCAAGGCUAUCAUCCCCGGGGGGCCUCGCCUUAUCAGCCAUACGAAUUGGCAACGUCCACGUCUCAAUCCCCUACUGGAUACGGCGGCGGAUACCAUUCCCCAGUGUACGGUCCGGGAGAACACCCCGUGCGCUCGCCUGUCGGUCCAGGCUAUCCUCAUUCGACAUCUCCCGUGCUCCACGGAGGAUAUGCUCAGCCUACCUCGCCAGUGAACCAAGGAAUGGCUCAAGGGGGAUAUCAUCAGCCCACUUCGCCUGUCCAGCAGCAGGGAUACCAUCCUUAUCAGGCCCACGGACAGUACUACAGCGGUCCUUACCAGUGA
This is a messenger RNA of Xylona heveae TC161, 1131 nucleotides long. RefSeq lists its product as hypothetical. Gene Ontology annotation, cellular component: plasma membrane; cellular bud neck. Lineage: Eukaryota; Fungi; Ascomycota; Xylonomycetes; Xylonales; Xylonaceae. Bases 1 to 1131 code for a protein of 376 amino acids. The transcript has 2 exons. The record is from RefSeq and is a predicted model, not a curated record.